Messenger RNA from Momordica charantia (bitter melon), 1779 nucleotides. RefSeq names its product F-box/LRR protein. Gene Ontology annotation, biological process: protein polyubiquitination; positive regulation of proteasomal ubiquitin-dependent protein catabolic process. Gene Ontology annotation, molecular function: protein binding. The record is from RefSeq and is a predicted model, not a curated record. Lineage: Eukaryota; Viridiplantae; Streptophyta; Magnoliopsida; Cucurbitales; Cucurbitaceae.
AAGAGAAGUAACCGUCCGCACGUCGUCGUUUUCAUAUAUGUUCACUGGCAAUGGAGAAGGCCAUCGGAGCACGCGGAGUUACUGCCGGAGGAUCUUUUCCGGUGAACGGCGACAUUCUCCAUAACAUAUUGGGAAGACUUCCGGCCCGGUGUUUCGCGUCGGCGGCGUGCGUGUGUAAAACAUGGAACUGUAUCUGCAACCGUAUCCUGUCUCGCCCUAAAUUCGCCUCCGCCGUCUCCCUGAAUCCCUCGUUCGACGUGGCGGUGAAGGAGGUUCUUCGUAAGGUUCUGUCGGAGCCAAUUCGGCCGCACUUCGCUAUUGCCUGUAUCGGCGUGGAGUUCGAUUUGGAAGCUUCUCACAAUCUUAUCACAGAGGCAUUGGGCUCAAGAACUCCGGUGAUCACAAACGAAGCGAGAGGCAUCAUCGGCAUAGACGCAUUAACCAAUGAAAUCAAGGAGGUGAAGUGGGAAUCAGUAUCUGAGGACGAUUCUGAUGCUCAACAAUACAAUUCAAUCUCCAACCGAAACAGAGGCAUCGUUCUGGCCCUCGGAUUUCUUCCCGGAUUCAAGGCCGAUGCCAUCUCCCUCUUACGUCCAAAUAAGGCUUCUCAAGAAGUUAUGGUCGACAAGUUUAUCAUGGAUAUAAGAGACUAUACAGCCUCUGUCUCUGCUUCUGCAUCUCCUUCCUGCAUCAUUAUGUUUGGAGAUCAACAUGUGGACAUGAAACCCAUCAUUGCAAAACUUGAUUCUGCCAUGGCCGAAGAGACGGUGAUCGUGGGUGAUGCGUGUGGCUGCUUCUUGACCAGAAGUAGAAGAAAAAACAACGAAAUUGAUGGGAAUGAUUCACUCGAAGUUGAUGCUGUAGCUUUGGUACUCGCAAGGGACAAGAACGAGCCUCAAGGUGUAGGAGAAACCAUUUUCCACUUCACGUCAUCUACAGGGACAAUCCCUUUUGGGCCACAGCUGGAAGCCGUUUCCACGAAUGUGAGAGGCUCCAGAUUCACGUGGCUCUCUGCACUUAUAGAAGGAGAUGAUGAGAUCCUUCAUGGACACAGCAUUCUGAAGGCUCUUAAAGAAGAGAUUGAAUACGACGAUUUGGAAACUGAUCUGUUCAUUGGGGUUGUGCAAUAUAGAGAACAGAGCAUUGGUUCACAAAACCUGGGUCCCUCCCCAUCCUUGGCAAUGUAUAAAGUUUUAGGAGGAGACGAGGAGUAUUUUGUUGUGGAGGGCGUUGGAAUCAGGCCAGGCGAUUCCUUCUUAUUCUACCAUUCAGAUACGGAAACUGCUUUGUCUUCUUCUUACAAUGUAUUGGAAGAUCUUUCAACUUUAAGGCCGGACCCAGUUGGCUUCCAAAGCCUACCCAAAACCAGAGCUGCCGCGAACUCUGUUUCUUUCGGCGAGAAGAAUGAAGUUUUUGGAGGCCUCAUUUUCUCCUGCCAUUGUCGAGGUCGGUCAUAUUUCGGACGUCCCAAUGUGAAUACGUCGCCGUUCAGUGUGAAUUUCCCCGGAGUCCCAUUGGCCGGAAUAUUUUGCGCCGGAGAAAUCGGCCGGGCCUUCCCAAGAUCCAUCAGAGAGGUGGAGGAGGAAGAAGAUGACUCUGUUCGCCGUUGCUUGCAUGUCUAUAGCACAAUUUAUCUAGUGAUGUCUCAUGUUGACGGAGUAGAAAAGGAGUAGAAGAUAAUGAUAAGGAUGGAAAAGGGAGGAUAUUAAUCGGCUCUUUGUUUCCAUGGGAUAUAGCUUAUCUUGUAGUUUUUAAUAAGUUGAAACUUAUGGAAUUCCU